Molecule: messenger RNA, 692 nt
Organism: Bufo gargarizans (Asiatic toad)
Lineage: Eukaryota; Metazoa; Chordata; Amphibia; Anura; Bufonidae
Exons: 9
Coding region: 42-692 (216 amino acids)
Biological process (GO): heterotypic cell-cell adhesion; sperm-egg recognition; fusion of sperm to egg plasma membrane involved in single fertilization
Cellular component (GO): plasma membrane; acrosomal membrane
Molecular function (GO): signaling receptor binding; protein binding involved in heterotypic cell-cell adhesion
Source: RefSeq, a predicted model, not a curated record
GACUGUCUCUCUGUUGCAUACCAUGCGACUCCAGAGGGAAAAUGGCUAUGGAAGAAUUCAACACCUUUAUCAAAAGCCAAGUCGAUGACAUUGACUCCAUAGAAGCCUAUGUGAACAUCAAGCGGUUUGCCAAAGUCACAGAGAAAAAAGUCCUGGACUACCUUGAGGAUGAAGUCGGCAUACUGGAUAAAUAUGCUAUAUCCGAAAUUGCGUCUGAAUAUAAAAAAUCUGUGGACGUCAUCCAGGAUAUAGGUUUUAAGGAGGUCCAGCUUCUUCACAUCAUUGGACUCCAUUUCCAGCGACUCAAAGAAAAGCUCAAGGUUAUCGUCCAGGACUCAAAACAACGGAGGUGUCCAAAUAAACAAGGUGCAGACAGCUGUGGAUUAAUGGUGCAAACCUACACCAACUGUAAGACCUGCUCCGAGGAGAAGGUUGUCUGCGCCGGGGGCCCUCCAAAAAAUCAAGAUCUGAAAACUGGACGGUCCUGCUCUCCAUGUAAAGAUCACAAGUCUCACCUGGCAGAGACUGUAAACUGUGGAGAGAUAAAUAUAAAAAUCCCAGAAUAUGAAGAACUAAUUCUGGACUGUACUUUUGAAUGGUACGCGAGGCUGGAGGAAACCUAUAACAACGUGUUCAUCCUGCAAAUUAUCAUCAGUAAUUUUCUCAAUUUUUGUUUUAAUGAUAUGGCUUAG